AGUGUCAAUGAAAACCUCAAAGUCUGGAGACAAAUGACCUUUCAUGGAAUAUGAAGUGCGCCUCCUGCUACAUGCUUUUCUCUUACUAACCCCUGACAACUAAGCAUCUGGCCCUGCGUCUACAGAAAGUCAACUGAUCAAAUUCCUCAUGAUGCAUCAACUGUUCAGGCUGGUUUUGGGACAAAAAGAUCUUUCAAGAGCUGGGGACCUCUUCUCCUUAGAUGACUCUGAAAUUGAAGACAGCCUAACAGAAGCUUUGGAGCAGAUUAAAAUAAUUAGCUCAUCUUCAGACUACCAAACCAAUAACAAUGACCAGGCAGUGGUUGAAAUCUGUAUCACAAGAAUCACAACAGCCAUCAGAGAGACGGGGUCCAUUGAAAAGCAUGCCAAGUCCCUCGUGGGGCUCUGGGACUCCUGCCUGGAACACAACCUGAGAGCCUUGGGGAAAGAUGAAGACACUCCUUACUCGAAAAUCGCAUCUGAUAUCACGAGUUGCAUUUUGCAGAACUACAACCAGCCCCCUGUGAUGGCCUUAGCCGUACCCAUUGCUGUAAAAUUCCUCCACAGAGGCAACAAGGACCUGUGCAAGAAUAUGUCUAACUACCUGUCUCUGGCUUCGAUCACCAAAGCAGAUCUUUUGGCUGACCACACAGAAGUCAUAGUGAAGAGCAUCCUCCAAGGAAAUGCCAUGUUGUUAAGGGUGUUGCCUGCCGUGUAUGAAAAGCAGCCUCAGCCAAUCAACAGACACCUGCCAGAGCUCCUGGCCUUGCUAGCUCAACUGGAAGAACCGGGACAGUACCAUCUACUAAGGCUUUUGCAUGUAGCAGCAAAGAGAAAACAGAUAGAGGUGGCUCAAAAAUGUGUCCCUGUCCUCAUCAGGCACUUGAAGGAUUCAACCCACACUGACAUCAUCCUAAACAUCCUCAUAGAGAUAGCAGGCUAUGAGCCACUGGCUUUGAACAGCUUUCUUCCAAUGCUGAAAGAGAUUGGUGAGAGAUUCCCCUACCUCAUUGGACAAAUGGCGAGGAUCUACGGAGCUGUUGGGCACGUGGAUGAAGAGAGAGCCAGGAGCUGCCUGACAUACUUGGUUAGCCAGCUGGCCAACAUGGAGCAUUCGUUUCACCAUAUUCUCCUGCUGGAGAUUAAGAGCAUCACUGACACCUUCGUCUCCAUCCUAGGCCCUCAAAGCAGAGACAUCUUCCGCAUGAGUAACAGCUUUACCACCAUUGCCAGACUCCUCUCACGACAACUGGAGAAUGCCAAGACGGGAAGCAGCAGGUGA
Castor canadensis (American beaver) is the source of this 1282-nucleotide messenger RNA. Lineage: Eukaryota; Metazoa; Chordata; Mammalia; Rodentia; Castoridae. The record is from RefSeq and is a predicted model, not a curated record.